Messenger RNA from Rhododendron vialii, 1314 nucleotides. RefSeq lists its product as uncharacterized. The transcript is spliced from 9 exons. The coding region runs from base 16 to 783 and encodes 255 amino acids. Gene Ontology annotation, biological process: rRNA 5'-end processing. The record is from RefSeq and is a predicted model, not a curated record. Lineage: Eukaryota; Viridiplantae; Streptophyta; Magnoliopsida; Ericales; Ericaceae.
UGGAUUUUCCGGAAAAUGUUUGUAGUUGGCUGCUGGAUACAUAGAAGAAGAGUCUUUUCAAGAAUCUUUUCCAGUUGCUGCAAGGGGAUCAUGAAUGGCGCAGUAAUUGGGAGUCGCCCCUAUCCUCUCUCACCCAAACAGCCCGCCCUAUGGAAGGGCACUAUUGCCUCCAACACUCAACGCUCCCCUUCAUCAAUUCGCACUCGAAAUCGCCCCAGAAUAAGGGCGCUGUCCUUGGAGGAAAUUCCCCCGAAUGCCCUCCGCCGGGAGCGUGACCCUAACUGGUGGGGUGGGUUCAGCCUAGGGGUAGACCUGGGAAUGUCUCGCACCGGUCUUGCCGUUAGCAAGGGCUUCUCUUUCCACCCCCUAACGGUUCUUGAGUUGCGUGGGCAAAAGCUUGAGCUUCGACUUCUUGAAAUUGCUGAACAACAGGAUGUGGAUGAGUUCAUAAUUGGGCUUCCCAAAUCUUGGGAUGGAAAGGAGACAGAGCAGUCCAAUAAAGUUCGCAGCAUUGCUGGUAGGUUCGCGGUUCGGGCUGCAGAGAGGGGUUGGCGAGUGUACCUGCUGGAUGAACACGGAACGUCCACUGAAGCCAUGAGUCUUAUGAUUGAUCAGGGCCUUAGCAAGUCUGCUCGUCAAGGGAGAAUUGAUGCCUACGCUGCCGUGAUGGUGCUGGAGAGAUAUUUUGAAUUGUCCGGCCAGGGAAUAGAACUUGUUCUGCCAAAACAGUUGGAACUCCAGGAAAAACUUCGUAUUGGUCCGCCUAGAGAUUUGGAUUUCUGACAGAAGAAUUCAGUUGUAUUGUUUAUGAUAUUUUGAAUGGUAGAAGUUAGAAUCAGGGAUCUUAAGCAAUUUUGUGCCACCAUCUGUAUUGGCUAGCAUGGCAAUUGGCAAGCACCAACGUUAGACUAGAGAGGUAGGGAGCAGCAUUUGGAUCUUGGAAGGGAAGGAGAGGAGGUAGUUUCGUCAACAUUGAAGGUAAAGUCAAAAACUGAGCAGCAACCAGUAGAAUUUGUAAGCUAUUUGUCUGCAUUUGGCCAGAGUUGAUAACGAUGAUUCCAGUUGGAUGAUUAUUGUUGUCCAAGAUAUAUAGAUUAUUUGUUCUUGGAGUACAUUAUUUUUUGGUUAUUGUGAAUGCAUGGACGUUGCUUAGGGAAAUAAUGAUGGAUGGGAAGUUUGGGCAUUGAUAUGUUGCCCAUAGAGUUAAAAGUGGUGGGUAACUUUUGCUGGUUUGUUUUCUGCUGUCUAUAUAUGUUGUAUAUAGACCUAGUAAAUCAUGAAACAGUUUAUUUGAUUUGGAAGUAUCCUUCUACC